Molecule: messenger RNA, 2163 nt
Organism: Zea mays
Lineage: Eukaryota; Viridiplantae; Streptophyta; Magnoliopsida; Poales; Poaceae
Product: serine/threonine-protein phosphatase 7 long form homolog
Exons: 6
Coding region: 125-1666 (513 amino acids)
Biological process (GO): meristem development; meristem maintenance
Source: RefSeq, a predicted model, not a curated record
CAGGAUGGCGUAGUUCCACUUGCUGGACCCUCACUACGACGAGCACCACAGGGGCCGUCUCACCGCAGAGGGAGAGGUGUUGCCCGUUCUGCGGGUCCGGACCCACGACCGGUUUCUGGAGGAGAUGAGGUACGAUGAGAGGUACACUCCUCUCCUACGGAGGGCUGGCUUGGACGUCUUAUCGUACCAGGUCCGCCGUGGGCUGCCCACUUUCAACCCAGCGGCGUUGACGGCUCUGGUCGACAGGUGGCGGCCAGAGACUCACACUUUCCACCUUCCCUGCGGUGAGAUGACUGUGACGCUUGAAGAUUGCCAGAAGAUUCUUGGUCUCAGCAUUAUGGGUCGUCCAGUGACCGGUCAGGCAUCACCAGGCGGUUGGAGGCAGAGGGUGGAGGCCUUUCUUGGGAGACUGCUUCCGGAUGAGCUACGAGGUAGCCACAACACCGGAGUCCCACUGACCUGGCUUAGGCAGAGCUUUGGGCAGUGUCCACCUGGUGCAGAUGAGCAGACGGUUGGAUACCAUUGUCGAGCUUGGAUUCUCCAUCUCUUUGGUUCAGUUCUUUUUCCAGACGCAACAGGCGACAGCGCGUCAUGGAUGUUUCUGCCCUGCCUGACUGACUGGGAUACGACCGGAGGUUACAGCUGGGCUUCAGCAGUGUUGGCCUUCCUGUACAGGCAACUUUGCGAGGCUUGUCGUCGUUCGUCGAGGACGGCCAGCUUAGGUGGAUGUGUCUACCUACUACAGCUGUGGAUGUGGGCACACAUACCAGUCGGGCGACCCAGAGAGUUUCCUCCUCGUGAGUGGUUCGUGGUAGCCGGACAUCGGCUUAAGCCCACGGCUGCUUACCGCUGGGACCAGGUCGAGGAGCCAUUCGCACGACACCAGCGUGCUUACGUGGAGUACUCAAACGAGCUCGACGCACUUACUCCUUCGAUGGUGACUUGGCAACCGUAUCUUGAUCCAUAUUUCGCCAGCAUACAGUUGAGCAGCAUGUGCUCAAUAGACGAGAACCUCUACCUCAUGAGGUGUCCCCUCAUCUGUUUUUAUGCUGUUGAGUACCACUUGCCCCACAGAGUUGCUCGACAGUUCGGAUUGCGCCAGGAGUUUCCGGUGGAGCCAUUCUCGACUUCAAUACAACUUCAUAAGUUCGACAGACAGAGACAGAAGAAGGUCACGGACUUCGAGACGCACCAUCGUGAUUACAUUGAUGAAUGGGACCAGCAGGGGGAUCUGAACUAUGAGAAUGACCAGGCGCACACAAACUACAACUUCCGGAGGUAUUUGAUUUGGUAUUCGGGUGUGACUAGGUGCAAGCUGAAGGGACAGUGGACAGCAGCAGACUACGCCGAGCAAGAAUCGUCAGACGACGAAGACACAGCUUUCGACAUAGCUGCUCGGCACGGGUCCCAAAUUGAGGCUGCUCCAAUCCUUGAUAGAGUGGUAACUAUUUCUUUACUAAAAUUAGAGAUUUCAAUUCAAUGUUUUAUGUCUAGUUUUGAGCAUCCUAAUGUCUUAACUUGUGAUAGGGAAACUCUAUGCUCGUAUCUGUUGUUGAACUCGAGCGUAUCUCACAGAGAACUUCAGAUACUACUACGCUAUCGUUACUAUCAAGGGUAUCACGUCGUCUUCGUCGAGCAGCGGCUCGGUGUGGAUGCCGGUCUCUAGCGGGCGUUGACGUGCAGCUGCCUGUGCCUCGUAUGCAGCAGGACGUUCUGCCUCCCAUGUGUGCAGUUGGACCAUCUACAGCAGGACUCAGCUCGUCGCGAUCGACGCGGGACACGUUUGAGAACGUGGCCCAGGACGACGACGACGACGACGACGACGACGACGACGCUGGCGCUGGCGCUGGCGCCGCAAGUCAGGUGGAGAUUGGACCGUCUCAGUUGCAGGAUGCUCCUACAACUCAGCCAUCACAGCUGACACCACGUAGAAGGCGUCCACGAGACCCUUACACUCCAGGCACCGACGCUCUUGGGGCCAAGGGCAAGGGUAAGACUAGGAGGAAAUGAAUACUUUUGUGAUAUGGACUGUGUGAUUUGGACUUAUGCUGGAGACGUUGUAAUAUGAACUAUGUUAUGUGUUUUGGACAAUGUGUUGGGGAACUUGUAUUUUGGACUUUGUUUAUGGACAUUAUAUGAAGAACUAUGUUCUGUGGAUGUUUU